CAUCGUACGCAGCUGCUACGCAGGGCUAUAAUCCUAUGCCAAUGCAAUCAACCCCGGCAGCAGAUUGGCAGUACAACAACUACGGCGCCGGAUUCAGCACCGGAAUGCCCAUGGCCAAUCCUGCCGGACUGAGCACUGGCAUGCCCGUCGUCAAUUCUGGCGGGUUGGGAGCUGGCAUGCCCGUGACCACCUCUGCCGAUCCAGGUGACAGGAUUGGUGGUGUUAUCGGGUUGCAACUUGGAGAUCCUCUGACCGGAACGUUUCUGGAUCCGCUGUGGGGUUGGGAUAGAUUGAACAUGGACAUCGGGUACUCGGGGCCGCCCAUGAAUUAUCGCAUGUAAUUGGUCCAGUCUUUGCUCAU
Molecule: messenger RNA, 361 nt
Organism: Cryphonectria parasitica EP155
Lineage: Eukaryota; Fungi; Ascomycota; Sordariomycetes; Diaporthales; Cryphonectriaceae
Exons: 1
Coding region: 36-341 (101 amino acids)
Source: RefSeq, a predicted model, not a curated record